AUGGAGGAGUGCGCUUGCCUCUGCGGCUUGGGCUCUUCGCGGGGAUGUUCGUGUCCUCAGGAGCCUCAGGACCCAGCUGAGACGGCAGCGGCCGAGGGCAAGCGGUGUCCUCAGAAGCGCCCGCGCCCAGCUGACACGGCAGAGGCCGAGGGCAAGCGCCUGGCCCAGGUCUGCACCAAAUUCCGCCGCAUCCUGCACACCGACACCAUCUGGAGACGGCGCUGCCGGGAGGAGUUUGGCGUUUGUGAAAACUUGCAGGACCUGGAGACGGUGGGUACGUCUUACCGAGAAGUCUAUGCGAAGCUGCUCCACCCGCACAGACACAUCUUGGGAUUGUGGCAGCGAGAUGCUGAGGGCCUUAAAACGCUGCUGUAUGCCGCGGUGGACGGCUUAGGCAUCACUGGUUGGACAUACGUGCCUUGUCUUCACACCCUGGUGGAUGGUCCAAUGCAGUUCAUGCCCGCGUUCCGAAUCCGCCUGACGGAGACGAAAUCAGCCGCGGUGGAGUGCAUGGAAGGCCGCCACCGCCGGCCCCACUGCCGCCGCCUGCAGAUUCGGAAGGACAGGUUCCAAACCUGGUGCCAGAAGACAGACCACCUGAAUGAUUUCCUAACGCUGCUUCGGCAGGAAUGGGGGCGGAUGCUGGUGCUGGAGGACAGACAGCAGUAUGACUGCCGGACCUACCGCCGCCUCUACCUCCCAUCCAAUCGCUAUGGCCCGAUGAUCGCCGUGCUCAGCUUCCACGGGAAGUGUGCCAGGGUCACGGAGAUCACCGGAACCUUAUUCCAGACGUUACAGAUCCACCUCACGCGCCGCAUCGAGAUGCGAGGGGGAGAGAUCUUCGGGGACGUCGACGUGCUCUCCCUCGUGGUCCGGGAGAUGGAGGAGCAGGGCGCGCGCUCAACGGACCACAACUACCCCGGAACCUGCAGGAUGUGUUUCUAUGGCGUGCGCACUUCUACCUCACAUGGCUUCACCGAGUCCAGCACUGGCGUCGUCACCCUGUUCGAUGAGAACCUCUUCGGGUUCCUGUGUCUGCAGGAGAGAGCCUUCAGACUGUUCCGCAGAGUCCAGAACACCUUCCGGAAUGCGGAGGCGCCAUCGCCGCAGGCCUUCCUGGAGAUGCUCUCCAGCAUCCGGUCGUGA
Molecule: messenger RNA, 1146 nt
Organism: Myotis daubentonii (Daubenton's bat)
Lineage: Eukaryota; Metazoa; Chordata; Mammalia; Chiroptera; Vespertilionidae
Product: F-box only protein 31-like
Exons: 4
Coding region: 1-1146 (381 amino acids)
Biological process (GO): SCF-dependent proteasomal ubiquitin-dependent protein catabolic process
Cellular component (GO): SCF ubiquitin ligase complex
Molecular function (GO): protein binding
Source: RefSeq, a predicted model, not a curated record